UACAAAUCUAUUACAUUUAUUGAGAACAUGUACAAGUACGCUUUGUUAUGCGCUGCUGUGAUGCUAAUGUCAGGUGUUUUUGCUGACGACUCCACAUCAUUCAGUAAAGACUGUUUCAAUAUCAGUGGAACUAUUUCUUUUAACAUUACAUACAAGAUGGCUGAUGACAAACUGAACUCGUACGAAGUAAUGCUGACGAAUGCCUCUACCAUUUCCAACUUCAACUGUAAACAGACAGAGGGACCUAUCAUGGCAGUGAUUAGCGAGGGAGGAAGUGACCUCACCAUUGAGUUCGAUAUUAACAAGAACAAGACUAAAGUGGCAAGUAUGGACCCCCAACACUGGGGAGUCAGCAAGAUGAUCUACGAGUAUACACUUAGCCCUGCUGAUGUCAAAACAGUGGGAAGAAGACAAGCUACAGCGAUUGGUUCCUACUUCGUAACACCCAUCAACCAUACUUACUCCUGCAGCAAACAGCAGGUAAAACUGGAGAAUGUAACGAUACCAGGUGCUAAUGAUACCUCAGUUGAAGGAGAGUUUAUCAACUUUAGUGAGACAGGUCUCACCAUCAGAGUAGGCCCUCUUUUACCGGAUACUACUGAUUACGAUUACCACUACUGCAAGGCUGACCAGAAAGUGAAAGAUAUUGUUCCGAUAGCAGUUGGUGUUGCUCUCGCGGCUCUUGUCGUUAUUGUUCUUGUUGCUUAUCUGAUUGGUCGAAGGAGAACUGUUGCUGCUGGAGGUUACGAAAGGGUAUAGUUAAACAGAUCAACACAGAAAACAAUCCAGUCUUCUAGAACGAUUCAGAAAGUUCCAUUACAAUCCAAAGGCUCCCAUUACAACUCAGAGAUCUAAAACAAUUCAUGUAAUAUUGUGGGACAAUUUUCAGGCUCUGUUUUGAAGUUUCACGUUAACGUUCAUUCAAAAUAUUGUGUUUCGGAAUCAUUUGUAAGAUUUUUAUGUUGAAAUAAUUUUAAAAUCCCUCGACGGUUUAAGCACACGUGUGCAUUGCAUUAUAAAAAUGUCUAGCUUUUUGCUAAAUUUUGAGUUCAAAAUUAUAGUAAGACUUUCAAUUUGAUGUUUUGUUAUUCAGUAUAUUGUAUAUCAAGUGAUCGCAAAUGAGACCUUUUCUCAUAAAUGAUGUGUUAUUGUCAAGUAUGGUAUUUGUUUGAGAAAUUUUCGUGGAAUCAUUUUUUAUUUUCAGAACAUAAAAACAUAAUUUGAUUUGGGAUUAAGCCAGAAUUCGGCCAUUUCAUACUAUCUUUACACUUCAUAGUCGUUUUUAUACAAAGCUCUGUAGAAAAUACACCAGUGUGAGCUAACGAACCGUUUAAGAAUGGCUUAAUAUUAAUUCUUAAUUUAGUGCAUGCUGAGUUUGUAUCAAUGCAUAUUUAGAAUUUGAGGGAGACUGAGGAUGUCAUUGGCGAUUAGCAAAAUGAGAAGAGGUUAAACCGUUAUCGGUUCAGUCGAGAUCAGAUAAUUUUGUUCGAAUUGCAAACAUUACUAUAUCUUAAAAUCUGCAGCGCCCAGCGGUCGUAAAAUUUUGUAUUGGCUUGAUUCUUUGUUAUCUGACUUGAGUUAUGAUAAACUUUUCUACAAUGUAAAUUAUGGAAUA
Messenger RNA from Bolinopsis microptera, 1615 nucleotides. RefSeq names its product LAMP family protein lmp-1-like. The coding region runs from base 28 to 759 and encodes 243 amino acids. Lineage: Eukaryota; Metazoa; Ctenophora; Tentaculata; Lobata; Bolinopsidae. Gene Ontology annotation, cellular component: late endosome membrane; lysosomal membrane; plasma membrane. The transcript is spliced from 8 exons. Gene Ontology annotation, biological process: establishment of protein localization to organelle. The record is from RefSeq and is a predicted model, not a curated record.